CCAGCUUGUAGGAGGUGCAUCCUGGGAAAAACACCAACAUGGGAAUCUUAUUCAAAUAGCGAACUCACACCAUGACUUACUGAGGGAUGGGAACCGUAAUAAUCAUCAUACAAUAAUCAGAUAUUAACAGUCAUUGUACGGAUCCCCCCUGAAGCACCGCUCACCUAGUCAGCGUUUCCCGAGCUAUACCCCGAGACGAUGUGAAUAUUUCUGUCCAGCACAGCGCUUGAAUGUGCGCGUAUUUCCCGGAGAGCUCUAUUGGGGAAGUGUAUGACUCCCGAUCUUUGGCGGAUGAUGAACAGGAAUUAUCCGACUUCCAGCUUCGCAGAUCCGCUGGCUCCCCCAGCACAGACCGCAGCUUGGGCCUACGAACGCAGCACCGCAAGUAUUAAGCCAAGGUACGAGAUGAAGAGGAGGGCGGGUCAUCUUUCAAAGAAAAUUCCGGUGAUGGAAGGCCUAACGCCACAUAAAAAAUGUGUUUAUGUUUUUUAACGCGUCGACACAGACAGUUGGUUCUGGAGUUUGUUGUACUAGCAAUGAUUCUGAAGGAAAGCGAAUAGUUAGUUCGUCGGCUUGAUGCAAACUACAGCAUGGAAUUGUUCGGUAACUGGCUGGUUUGCAACAAACAUUGCAAUGUUGCAACUUAAUUUCCAUCAAGGAAAAAAUGUAUUAUGCAUAUGGCGAGCCUGUACCGACUGGAAUGCGACUGCUCAGUUUACAUGACAAUGAAGUUGAGGCUUGCUUUAUAAUAUACGCCGCUUUUUAAACUAAUGUUACUUUGCAAAACUAUGCCGUUAUGAUUUCACUUCUCUCUGAAUAUAAACUAGCGAUUGCUGUGACCAAUAAUAUGACUCCGGGGAAAUAUACACUAAAAUCUAUCUAAUAUUUGGGGGGAAAUGUAACGCUAUGUUAAGCUUCUCAAGUGUAUUGAACUGUAGGAACGUCAUUCGGUAAUUCAUAAUAAAUAUUCACACGGGAAAAAAAAUAUGUAAAAAAUAUAAUAGCAGUAUGAGUAAUUGACUAAGAGCUGUGAGAUUGACAAUUGUUACUCAAUGAGGAGUGUAAUGUGGAAUAAGUGGCAUCUGUCUCCCCUUUUUGCCGUGGGCUUGAUGACCACCUUCCAACUGCUUGAGUAACACCGCUGUUUUACUGUGGACAGUGAGUUGCGUCAUAACGGAGUUAAAUGAUUAGUUGAGGGCAGUCCAAAGUAUUCGGACGUUAACACAAUUUCGGUCCUUUCGGCUGUGUACUCCAGCACACUGGAUUUGAAAUACAAUGGUGGAUAUGAGGUUAUAGGGCAGAGUGCUUUAAUUUGAGGGUAUAUACAUCUAUAUUGGGUGAACCAUAUAGGAUUUGCAGCCCUUUAUACAUUGUUUCUUCAUUUUAGGGAAAAAAAGUAAUUGGACAGUUGGUUGCUCAGCUAUUUCUUGGCCAACGGUGACAUUGAAUCAUUAGUUUGUGUGCAAGAAAGCUAACAAAAUGUCUAAAGUUGAAUGUAGGUGUGGCAUUUGCAUUGUAGUCUGUUGCUGUUCUCUCAACGUAGUGUCAAUGCUUGUAAAACAGGCAAUCGUGAGGCUGAAAAAAUCUGAAUAAAUCUAUCAGAGAUAUAGCCAAAACACUGAGUGUGUCAAAAUCAACUGUUUGCUUUCUGUGCUUACAUUGGUAAGAAACAAGAGCACAACCUGGCAGAUCAUGCAGGACCACUGUAGUGGAUAACCAAUGAAUACUUUCAUUUGUGAAGAAGAAUACCUUUUCAAAUGUCCAACAGAUGAAGAACACUACACCAGCAUAACCUCAGCGGGUUCUCUGCAAGAUGCAAACCACUGUUCAAGCUAUGGAGCCACACACCCGGAAACUGAGCAGCUUCAUCGGCAGACCUACGCCUCCCCUCAUCAGCUCCCCACCUACGUCACUGCGCACCACCCUACAGGGCUAUCUGGAGUCUUCGAUGCCGGUUUGCUCACCACUGGCAGUAAUACUACUGAAAGUUCAGUCAUGAGUUUCCUCUCUGCAAUUGAGUCCCGUACCCAACAGGCUGGUCCUGCUGGGGCUACUUUAUUCCCGCAGUUCAGGACUUCUUCAUGGCAGACAGGUGUGAAUUCGUCACCCACCACAGAAUUGUUUGUUACUGGAGCCCUGCCCUCUUCAGGAACCUUCUCCACCUAUCAACACCCCAAUGCCUUCCCAACCCGAACUUUAAAUUCCAGCCCUUCACUAACACUUCAGGACACUACCUUCAGCACCUCCUCUAAUGGUUUGUUGUCUAAUGACCCCCUCCUGCAGAUCAAGUCCACCCAGGUCACAGUGCCUUCUGCCCUGGCCUUCGACCGCCUUGGUGGCACUGUACUGACCACCAGUCUCCCACCCCAGUCCUCUACAUAUCGCUCAGCCCAGGAGUCAGCCCCGCACCUCCUGCAGCCUCAGUUUGGCCUGCUGCCCUCAGCCCUGAGUGGGUCACAGCAGCCCCCCCAGCCUUACAGCACCUCCGUCUUCUCUGGCUCCAUUGAGAGAGCACUUCAGCGGGAAUGUAGUGUGAUCAAGCACCAUCAGAGGCCUUCCAGCACUCAGUCAGUCCAAGGGCAGCAUUCCCUACAAGGUUAUUUGUCCAGCAGGAGUGAGGUACCCUAUCAGGACACUUUGCAUCAGCCAGCCGUGCCCUGUAGUCCCAUAGAAGAUUCUACUCAGGUGAGCAAUGCAGGACCACAGAAAAAGACAUCUCAAUCCACAAUGGAGCAAACUCAGGCUUACCCACCCUCCACUUCCUCCACCAAGCACACCGAGCAGCCUCUCGAGGUUGAAGAGUCCCAUAGUGGCUCCCCCAACCUGAGACCACCGAGCUACAACUCCCCCUCUCAGAAGCAGAACUCAGUAAUUGCCAGUCAGCCACAGGCCUUCGUGUCUGGGCAGCUGCCCAGCCCCCCGCAAGUCUACAUCACAUCCCAAUCCCUGCCCAGCAGCAUUGCUCAUUCCCAGGUGUAUUCCUCCAGCCAGUCCAACAAGUUGCCUCCUUUGCACAAGUCCCUGACUUCGGUCCCUGGCCAGUCAGGAAACAUAUCUUCUGUGAAACAGCCACUCAUCUUCUCCUCUGGUCAACAGCAGGGGUUGCCCUUAGUUAGUCACACUGAGGCAUAUAGGGUGCAAGUGCUGGGGCUCUGCCCAGAGAACCCGUCACAGAGCUAUUCUUCCAGUCACUCUCAGGGUCUGCCGACUGUUAGCUAUUCCGCACAGUCCCAAGGGCUUGCUUCAGUUAGUUCCUCUCAGAGCUAUGCUUCAGGACAAUCCCUCACACUGACCUCACAGUCCCUGUCCUUCUCCUCUACUCAUGCCCAGAAUUUGCCACGAUCAAGCCCCACCCAGAACUAUGCCAUAAUGCAUCCCUCCCCUGGAGAUGAGACUGAAAACACAUUGUCACCGCAGACUCAGAAAUACCUUCCUUCUGUUCAGUCACCACCUUUCUCUCCUAUGCCUCAUUCCCAAGCCUUACAGAACAACAGAUCCUCAGCAGAUUUAAAAACAUCCUGUGAUGAAAGGAAAUCGGAAAUGUUCACCACCUCCAAACAGGAGGAUGGGGAAUUUCCUGUGCAGGACUUGCAAGCUUUGCAGCAGCAAGCCUCACUUGAUCCUUCAGCUCAAGCCCUUGAGGACGGUGAACUGGGAUUACAAAACAAUGAUAUGAGUAUGAUCUCCAAGAUGGAUGACCGGUACAAUUCACAGAGCGUCAUCCGGAGCAACUCCCGACCCGAGGACGAGAUCGCAGGCCUGAUAGUCCCAGAGUCCAAGAAGGAUGAAAGGAUGAGUUCCUUGAGCCCCCAUGGACAGGAAAUCACUAGUGCCAACAGUCAUUUCAGUGCUACUCCUGACAUUAAGAGAAGCUCCUCCCAUGCAACUAUGAGCACAGAGGAACUGAAGCAACAGUCGCUCAUGCAGAAAGUGGCUGAGUCACAAUUGCAGAGUCACCAAACACAGGCUGUGAGUUCCUUGCAGCCAGCUCACGGUCACUCAGCACAGCACACACAGUAUCUCCGGCUGCCCGGUGCCCAGAUCCUGCCGGAGCCCUCUCGAGAUCUACAGAUGGUCCUACUUCAGCAGUCCUUGCUCAACCCCACUGAACCCCAACAGAUUCCUGUGCAGUACCUGCAGAUGGAUGAUCAGAUCAUUGGUACCAACAGUGGGCAGAGCCAGCAGCAGGUCUCCCUGCCCCAGAACCCAGACGUCCUAAAGAUGGAUGCAAUGGAGACCACCAGGUCACUCCAGCAUCAUAUUUCACCAAAGGAUAACUUCAGCCAAGUGAAUCAGCAUGAUGCAAAGCACCACUUUACCCUAAGCUCAAUUUGUUUCCCGGACUCCAUUCUGCUUGCAGAUGAGAGGAACAUCCUCUCCAAUGUCGAUGACAUUUUGGCUGCCACUGCUGCUGCCUGUGGGGUCACUCCACAGGAAUUUGCCAAAGUAACGUCCUCAGUAGGGGACAUGCCCUUGCUCACCAACACCACAGACUCAAAGGGGAACUUGCAAGGGGCACUUAACACAAGGCAUGUUUCUUCUAGUUUUUCUUCCCAACAAUUAGCUAUUUCCAACUCUCAAGCUAUGACACUAAAUGGUAGCCAUUUGACUAUGUUGCCUAAGGAGGCAGUCCAGGAUCAGCAAGCAACAGAGUUACCAAAUUCACAUAUACAGUCCUCGCUCCUCAACUUUAGGCUUAAUAUAGGCGAGAAGGCACUGAGAUCUCAACAGGAGCCUCAAAGUGCCAGGCAAGGGUUUGAAAGGGAGAGGGAAGACAGAAUAGAGGAAGAACACAUGAGGCAUGGAAAUAGGACUGUCUUCAGUUCUGUGAGGAUAAGUACUAGUGACCCAGGUGUUGCCUCUGACAAUGGAUUCCCCCCAGGCAGAGAUGAUUAUGACCCCACUAGGCUAUUGGACAAAACCAAUAUGUCCAGCUGCAAGAACCAGGUUCAGUGCAGUGAGCUAAAAACAAUUAAAAUGGAGGACACAUUCAUAGAGUUUCCCACCAGAUGUUUAACCAAGAAGAAAGUCAAGUCUAAGGGUUCAAUGAAGCUGGUGGGGGAGGAGAUGAAUGGUCACCUCAAGCCAGUGAAACGUAACCAGGGGAAGCGUCAGAACUCUAGAGGGAGCGACACAAACUUGCCCUCCACCUCUGAUGGCUGCUACGAGAGCUACCACCAGCAGGAGCGGAUGCAGCAGAAGAUCAGGGAGGUGGAGGAGAAACAGCCAGAGGUCAAAACUGGAUUUAUAGGGUCCUUUCUGGACUUCUUGAAAUCAGGACCUAAACAACAGUUUUCCUCUCCUCCAAUAAGGAUGCCCAAUCGCUCCAGGAAGUCUUCUGCCUCCUCUAAACGCACUUCCUGUCCCAUGUUAUUGUCUACUAAGCCCCAGCCUCACAUUACACAAUUAGCACCACCAGAAAUGGAUAGCAUCAGUCCAUCCAGAAGGCUUGACGAGGAGCUGAAGAGGAACCUGGAAACACUGCCAUCCUUCUCUUCAGACGAGGAGGAGUCAGUGGGCAAAAAUCAGGAUCUUCAGAAGAGCAUCACAUCUGCACUUUCUGCACUGGAUGACCCAUCAGAGAAAAAGAGCAGGUUGGAUGUCACACAGAAAAAUCUGCCUAGCACUGUUAUAAAGCAUGAGCAGUCUCCCUGCACAUUUCCUUCAGCACAAAAGACGCAACAAUCUCCUCUGGCCGCGUCUGCGGAGCUGCUUGCACAGACACUGUUGAAGGGCGUUCCUCCGGACCAGCUAGCUGCACAGCUGACCUCCGUGGCCAUCGAGGGCCUGACGGACGAGGAGCUGUCCGACAGCGGCGGGGAGGGGAUGUACCGGGAAAGGGAUGAGUUUGUUGUGAAAAAUGAGGACAUCGAAUGCCUGAAGAUGACACUGAACGCAGGGUGCGAGCCGCCUGCCAUCUGGAAGGUUCAGAAAGCCUUACUGCAGAAAUUUGUACCUGAGCUGAGAAAUGGGACCAGAGUGUUUUCAGCCACCAACAGCUAUUUGGGCUACUUUGGGGAUGCAAAGACCCUAUACAGAAGAGUGUACGUGAAGUUCAUCGACACUGUAAACAAGAGGGAAUACGUACGGGUCUGCAGCAGGAAGCCCAGGUGUAAGCCCAUGCACUCCAUGAGGGGUUCUCAGGCCAGGUCACUGCUCGCCCACAAGACCAUUUCUUCUGCGACAGCUGGUGAUGCCCCAGUAUCCAAACAUGCAUCUUUGAAGGCCUCCUCAAAGGUCAAAUCCAAAGUCAGAGUGGAGCCACCACCCAAAAAGAGGAAAACGUGGAAGGAGGGGUUCUCCGAGCCACUGGGACUGUCACCAGAGGCCAUGAGCGAAGACGAUGAGUUCACGCCUCCGGUUCCGUUCGCGUCUCGCUUCCUCAACACCAGGACCAUGAAAGAGACCUUCCGGAGCUACGUGGAACUGCUCAUCAGCGUGGCCCUGGACGCGGAUCUGAUGGAUGCUCUGGAAAAAGAAAAGGAUGAGCUUCUUCUUCCUCACAUGAGGAAGGUGGAGGGGAUGCUGACGGACAACAGGCGGAGACUCCUGCCCAGACUGCGCGUGGGACAGCUGUUCAAGAAUGCUCUGGACAGCUUCCCCGAAUUAUCCUUGGUGACAGCGCUGGAGAAGGACGGGGAGAACCCUUCCUUGAAAGUGCAGUUGAGUGGGAAGGCCUACAACCGGAAGACUCUGAGGCCCUCCAAAGCCAGCAGCAAGCUUCCCUUGGAGUACACAGUGGAGAAGGAGAAGACGCAGUGGUUUUCACUUUAUCAUUCGCUACAGCAUUACAAGUACCACACAUUCCUGAUCUGCAAAGAUGAGAUCGCCUCUGUUCGGACGCAGAGGGGGGGCUGCCUGGGGCAGGAGGAGACGGUGAAGCUCUGCCUGCGGAACGGCUCGUGGGUGGAGAGGCUCUUCCACAAGUUCGGCGAGCUGCUGACACAGGUGCAGCAGACCUGCCUGUAGCCCCGGCGACCGACCCUCCGAUCCCAAGCCCCGCCCCUUUGGAAAGCGCCAACCUUCAUAAUAAAAGUCAGAAUCCCACGCUUGGCAUAGAGCGAAUCCAGUUCUCUGCGGUCCUUACCGAUUUCACCUCAGCGAUGCUGGGAUAUGCAUAUGGGACUACACUGUUCGAUAUUAUAAAUCUCCUUUUCGUAGCUGGCCAACUGUCCCAAAUUGGUUGGUUUUUUUGUUUGUUUGUUUGCUAUGGUGACAAACAUAAUGUGAUGAAAACAAGAUGAAAAUCUUUUUUAUAGGAAUCAAAACGCUUUCGAUCAGAAAAAAAGAAUGUACCUUGAUAAGUGUUCUCUUUUAUCAGAGACAAUGGAAAUUAUUAGGUGGAAAUGCAAGGUGUGUGUGUGUGUGUGUAAAAUUUCCAUUUCAACAAUGGAGUGCCAAAUUUAUAUAGAAUGUUGUACAUUUUGUACAGAGAACUGUUUUAGUACAUUCUUUAAAGAACGAAAGUGAUGUAAUAUAGACACCUACAUUUUGAGCUUCAAGGACUCUUAAUUAUGAUUAUAUCUGAAUCAGGACUUGGUGCAAUUCUAAUACAGCUUUUUGUGAUAUAUUUUAUUGUAAUGAAAUGCAAUGACCUAAACUUUUUUCUUUAUUUGAGGAAAAAAAGAAAAACUGCCUUUAUACAUUUUCUUUUUAAAUGUACAUAUUAUCUCACUUAAUGGGUGUAUUUUUCACAGAAGAAAAUAUUGUGGUCAUAUUUGUGCCAUGUAUCUUUUUAAUACACUUUUCGUUGCUUGAGAAAAAUAAUCCUUAUACAUUUAUAUGUAGAUUAAAUAUUGUAUACACUAUAUAUCUUGAGAUAAUCUCCUCACGUUGAUACAAGUUUGCCUCAAUUUCAACCAGAAUAUGCAAACAAUAUUUGACUAGUUUUGCUUUUUAAGUGUAGCUGUGUUACACACGGCAAUUAUUUUCUGAUAUGUGAAAAUAAAUUUCUGUCAAAAUGAA
Molecule: messenger RNA, 7965 nt
Organism: Anguilla rostrata (American eel)
Lineage: Eukaryota; Metazoa; Chordata; Actinopteri; Anguilliformes; Anguillidae
Product: glutamine and serine-rich protein 1-like
Exons: 13
Coding region: 1720-6969 (1749 amino acids)
Molecular function (GO): nucleic acid binding
Source: RefSeq, a predicted model, not a curated record